AUGAGCUCCGGUUUGCUGCAACCCUCCGAACGCGAUUCGCUGCUGGGUCAGCGUUCCCUUUCUGGAUUAUCUGGACAUGAUCAUGUCGACCAUGGCAAUCACCAUCAUCACCCCAAGGAUAAUCGUGCCUGGGUUCGAUGGCCCCUGCAAGUCGUCCGCUUGACUUGGUUGACGCUGGUUCGUGACUACGUCAAUGUGCUUCUCAUCUUUGUUCCCUUAGGUAUCGUGGCUGGAGCGCUCGAAUGGGAUUCUACUGCCAUCUUCGUUCUCAAUUUCUUUGCUAUCAUUCCGCUUGCUUCCCUGUUGAGCUUUGCUACCGAGGAGUUGGCAGCUACAAUGGGUCAGGCCCUUGGAGGCCUGAUGAAUGCUACUUUUGGAAAUGCAGUAGAGCUGAUUGUCAGCAUCAUCGCUCUCAGGGAUGAGCAGAUUCGCGUGGUUCAAGCCAGUAUGCUGGGCAGUAUCCUGUCCAAUAUCCUUCUUGUACUGGGCUGUUGUUUCUUUGUCGGCGGCCUCCGCUAUCCGGAACAAUCUUUCAACAGCACUGUGGCAUCCACCAUGUCCUCCUUGAUGGCAGUUGCAUCCGCCUCCCUCAUUAUUCCGGCCACCCUCUACGCUGCUAUGUCCAAGUCCUCAGAGGACGCCGAAAGUAACGUCCUGAUUUUGUCGCACGGCACUGCAAUUAUUCUGCUCAUCAUCUAUGUGAUGUACCUUUACUUCCAACUGAAAUCUCACGCCAACCUGUUCGAGGAGAGCAAUGGGAGUGAUGCUGAGAACGGAGACGUGGAAGAGGAAGCAGAGGAACGGCUCCUGAGCCCCUGGGCUGCGACUGUUGCCCUGAUUGUUGUCACUAUUCUGGUUGCAAUCUGUGCGGACUACUUGGUCGGCAGCAUUGACAGCAUUGUGCAAAAGACUGGCAUGAGCAAGACUUUCAUUGGUCUGGUGCUGAUCCCGAUCGUCGGCAAUGCAGCUGAACAUGUGACUGCCGUUGUGGUUGCUUACAAGAAUAAGAUGGACUUGGCUAUUGGUGUUGCGAUCGGCAGCAGCUUGCAGAUUGCCCUUUUCGUCACUCCCUUCUUGGUCAUUCUGGGAUGGAUCAUGGAUAGUAAGAUGUCAUUGCACUUCCAGAUUUUUGAGACUGUCGCUUUCUUCAUCUCUGGUCUGGUCGUCACUCUGUUGAUUCAGGACGGCAAGUCGAAUUAUCUCGAGGGUGUCAUGUGCUUGGGAAUGUACGUUAUUCUUGCUCUUGCAUUCUACGUCUAUCCCGAUGAUGUCUCCGAUGCCACCGGCAUCUUCAGCAGUCUCCUCAACUGA
This is a messenger RNA of Penicillium malachiteum, 1311 nucleotides long. RefSeq lists its product as uncharacterized. Lineage: Eukaryota; Fungi; Ascomycota; Eurotiomycetes; Eurotiales; Aspergillaceae. The coding region runs from base 1 to 1311 and encodes 436 amino acids. The transcript has 3 exons. The record is from RefSeq and is a predicted model, not a curated record. Gene Ontology annotation, molecular function: calcium:proton antiporter activity. Gene Ontology annotation, cellular component: fungal-type vacuole membrane. Gene Ontology annotation, biological process: intracellular calcium ion homeostasis; calcium ion transmembrane transport.